GUUAGUGCGAGGAGGCCGGUGUGGAUAGGAUGCGUCCGUAUGGGAAUGUGCAACAAGAUUAGCAAUAGCUUCUUUGUUAGCACGUUAUUAGGCCAUCUCGACUGGAUUGGCCUCUUGUCCUUUAAGAAGCGCUAACUGAAUCCAGUGAACUGUGACCUCCCCUUCUGUGGUGGAGAGGGUCCAGCCAAUUCUGUGGUCAGAGAUUGAAAAGGACCACUGUCAACUGAAGCGAUGGAAUGUGCUGUGAAUACUGCACUAGAUGAUGAAGAAGCCUCUGAUAAUAGUGCUGCUGUAGAGGUGGCUGUGACAAAGGAAGGGAGUGAAACUCCUCGGAAGAAGACAAAAAAGCAAAAAAAGCACAAAAGUAAGAAGAAGAGGAAGAAGCGCAAGUGUGAAAAAGAGAGCAGUUCUGAAUCUGAGGAAUCUGACUGUGGAAUGCAGACAAGAGCCAGAGCUAAGAAGACUGAAGGUCUUUUGACAUCAAAGGGAGGAGAGCCAAUUAAAGUAAAAGAUGAACCCUCAGGAAUCCCCAUACCAGACUUGCAAGGGGACGACGCUGUUGUAAAGGCCAAAAAACCCAAACGACGCACAGGGAGAAGAAAGAAGAGGGGUACGAAAAAAGAUGCCGAAAAACAAGGGGAAAACAAAUCGGAGAGCAGUGCUGCUUCAGGUUCCGAGCCGGAAUCAGAAUGUAAGCAGUUAUUGACUUCUGACAACACAGAUUUGGACCAAAAGACUGCCCUGGAUUCUUCUGAGGCAUCGAAAGGCCAGAUUAAGCUUGAAGAAUCCAGAACUAUUAAGUCAGAGCCCUCUGUUGAAAAAACUAAAGACAUCCAAUGUAAUGCUGAGGAGUUGCUUGAGAAUUUGGCAAAAGGUGAUGACCACUGUGAAACCACUAUGAAGACUGUGCAAUGCUGUGGAGAAAAUGGAAAUUUCAGCAAAGUACAGGACUUGCCUGAUAUAAUUCCGAAACAAGAGAAUCUCCAGAAGGAUGAUGCAAGCCUUUCAACAGAAUGUUCAAAGGAAACAAAUGGAGAUCAGAGGGGAAAGGUUGGCCAACGUAGAGUGGAGAGUCCCUCUCCCUCACGAUCCCGGUCAAGAUCUAUCUCAGACACCAAAAGAGUAGAAACAAGCCCAAGUUGCUCACCAAGCCCUCGCCGUUCCCUUGAUAAGUCAGCUUCUCGAAAGGAACGUUCUUCUUCUAGGGCCAGGUCUACAUCAGGACCCAGGAAAAGGGGUAGGUCUACAUCAGGACCCAAGAGAAGGGUUAGUCCUAAACGGAAACCCUCAAGGUCACCAUCAGCAGAACGUUCUUCUUCCAGGGCCAGGUCUACAUCAGGACCCAAGAGAAGGGUUAGUCCUAAACGGAAACCCUCAAGGUCACCAUCAGCAGAACGUUCUUCUUCCAGGGCCAGGUCUACAUCAGGACCCAGGAAAAGGGGUAGGUCUACAUCAGGACCCAAGAGAAGGGUUAGUCCUAAACGGAAACCCUCAAGGUCACCAUCAGCAGAACGUUCUUCUUCCAGGGCCAGGUCUACAUCAGGACCCAGGAGAAGGGGUAGGUCUACAUCAGGACCCAAGAAAAGGGUUAGUCCUAAGCGGAAACCCUCAAGGUCACCAUCAGCAAAACGUAGGUCGAGGUCCAGAUCAGUCAGGAGGUCAGGACGAAGGUCUAGGUCCCUUUCUCCUAAAAGAACCCGCCGCUCUGUCUCCAGAUCACGCAACAGAAACAGAAAGUCUAGAACCCGGUCACCACGGCAGGGCAGACGAUCAAGAUCUAAGUCCAUUGUGCGCAUGCGUCGCUCAAGAUCCAGGCAGUCUUUGUCACGCAGAAGGACUCGUAGAUCCAGAACGAGGUCACGCUCUGCAAGGAGAGGCAGACUCUCAAGAUCCCCUUCACGCACGCGAAGGAGGUCUCCAGUUCCCCGGUCUAGGAGGUCACGUUCUCGGUCUGUCAGAAGAAACAGGCGAACUCGAUCAAGAUCUCUUGUUGUUCUACGACGGUCUAGGUCUCGUACAAGGAGAGUCAGGAGAUCUAGGUCACGGUCCAUCCGUAAAAACAGGUCAAGAUCCAGAACACCAAGACGGCUUAGUAAAUCUCGCUCUAGGUCCCCAGCAAGACGAAGAAGAUCAAAAUCUAAGUCCCCACAAAGGGCUCGCUCUAAGUCACCCAAACGCACCAAACGAUCAAAAUCCAGAUCCAUGACACCUGUGACAAGCAGCAGACGGCUUAAAACAACCAAGAGAAGAGAGCACUCAAGAUCAAAAUCUCCCAUCAGAAAUAAAUCACUGUCUAGAUCUGUCUCAGAUGGCAGGAGGUCUACAGAACGGAGUCUUUCUCCGGCUGAACAGCGUUCUAAAUCACGCUCCCUCUCUAAAGAUGAAAAAUCAAAAGAAACUCAAAAGCUGAAGCUUAAAAUAGAUAAAGUUGAUGAAUCUCCCUCACAUGGGACUACAGGCAGUAGUUCUGACAAUGAGGACAUUGCAGCAUCACCUGCACCUGCAGGACCAUGGAAAAAAGUUCCAUUAGCUGAAAAAAGUGUCUCAGGCUCAUCAGAUGAGCAAGAUAUGGCAUCAUCUGAAGUUGAGAGAAAUGACUCUAAAAACUCAACUACUGCACCACGUGAUGGAGACAAACAAUCUACCUCACUUCUAUCUUCAUCUGAAAAGACAUCAUCUCUGGCAGUUUCCCAGGGGCAUCGUGUGUCUGAAACAAACAGAAGGGAGGAUUCCCUUGACCGUGAUGGAUCAGACCAUUCAAGAGCAUCUUCACCGGAUAGUGCUAAACAUGAAGAAACGGGAAGAAAGUCAUCUAGUAAAAUAAGAACAAGCCUGUUGAAAUUAAGACAGCUGUCAACAUCCCUAUCACCUGCCAGGAAGAAGCACUCAGAAUCUAGGUCUUCCUCCAGAAGAAGGAUCUCAAAAUCUAAGUCCCCUGUUCGGAAAAAACGCUCUAAAUCGAGAUCAUCCAGCCGAAGAAGACGUUUAAAGUCUAAAUCUCCGAUAAGGCGAAAAAGGUCAAGGUCUAGGUCCCCAGGAAAGAAGCGUAAGUCUAGGUCUCCAUCUCGUGGAAGAAGAAAAAGGUCUAAAACAAAGUCACCUGCAAGGAGGAGGAGGUCACGUUCAAGAUCAACCGCAAGAAGAAGAAAAUCGAGGUCUAAGUCCCGUACUCGUGUAAAGCGUUCCAAGUCGAGAUCACCAAAAAGAAGACGAUCAAAAUCCCGAUCUCAAGGAAGGAAAAGACGUUCAAAGACAAGAUCACCAGCUAGAAGGAAGAUCUCAAAAUCCAGAGAUGACAGCAAGCGCUCCAAGUCUCGUUCUCCUGGCAGGAAGCGCAGGUCUCGUUCUCGAUCCACAACACGGAACCGCCGAUCACGUUCAAGGAGAUCCCGCUCUGGUUCUCGUCACCGGAGGCCAGCAUUCCGUAGUCGAUCCUUUGAUCGACGAGAUAGAUGGAAACGUGAACCAAGCCACUCUCCAAUCCUUAUUCUUCGUAAAAGGAGAUCCACCUCUCGAACUCGCCGGAGCACCAGCAAAACACCACCACGCCUCACUGAUCUUGACAAAGACCAGUUAUUGGAGAUCGCAAAAGCUAAUGCUGCUGCCAUGUGUGCUAAGGCUGGAGUGCCUAUCCCAGAGAGUUUGAAACCUAAAGCCAUUCUCCAACUGCCUCUUCCAACUCCAGCUCCUCAACCUCUGUCAUUACCAUUGCCACUGCCCAUGAGUUUGCCAAUGAAUCUGCCCAUAGGAAUACCAGGUAUGCCAGGGAUGCCCAACAUGCCCAUGAAUGCUGCCAUGGCAAGUAUGACUGCAGCUACAAUGACCGCAGCCCUUUCCAACAUGGGAGCGUUAGCUGCUAUGUCCCCCAUGCCACCACUUCCCACCAUUACCAACAAGCCACCUCCUGUGCCCACACCAAACCUUGCUAAUAUUGAAGAGGUGAAGAGAAAGGUGACUCAACAGGCCAAUAGCUUCAGCAUCAAGGAACUCACAGAGAAAUGCAAGCAAAUAGCAGCAUGCAAGGAGGAGAUGGCCAUUGCCAAGCCCCACAUGUCUGACGAUGAGUGAUGGGAACCAGUCUCAAUCAACUUCUGGCCAUACCUCCUCACCUUUUCUGCCCAUGAUGUGGACUUGCUGGAUUUGGUGAUUACCUUUGUAGACAAUACUCAGAUGGAAUCAUUUCAAUGGAUCUUCAGAAAGUGGAACCUGACUGACCACAGUUUUGGGGCAGCAGUCAUCAACAGAUCUGAAAUGGCAGGUUUUCAUUACGCUUCUGGAGAAUAUUGACUGAAUUGACAGGAUUAUAAAUGCAAGAGUCCAUCUUAAUAGGAAUAGGAAAAGUGUUUGAAAAUGUCCAGUCAUGCUGUUGUCAGGACACACAUGGUGGACGAUGUGAUGCGAGAAGUUGCUCUUUCAGGAACUACAAUUUUGUAUAAUUACGAGUGUCUACUUGAAGGAACUUAACGAAUAUUCCUCCACAUGACAUUUUACUCAUAUGUUAACUGCCCAUUUGAUUGUAGUGCAAAAUUGUCUAAGACUUGGGAUAAAUUAUACAAAUGUUGUAAACCUGUAAGCUUUUAACCUUUUUUAAUUUUUUUGUGUUCACUUUCCAUGGAUGGAUUGUAAAUUGUGGUCCUAGAUGAUAUGGCCCGUAGCUCAUUAAUCCACCUCUACUGUAAUACUCUGUAAUGUUUGGUUGUACUGGUUUAAAUACAAGUAGAAUGGAGGCAGAAGAGCAAGCCAUGUUUUUCUGUUCUAAUUUUCAGAAACCCAGUAUUUAAUUGAAUUUGCUUGGUUGCAAAACUUGCUCUUGUGUUAUUGGGGAACUGUGCUUGCGCUACUAGGAACAUUGUUUGAAUCCUUUUUUAAUGCAGGCAGUUUAAUUAUAAUGUUUCACUAGUGGUUACUUGAAGUGAUUGAGGACGUUUCACUUGAUUUUAUCCUGGACAUGCAGUGGGACCUUUUUAAAAUUCAGAUUCUGCUUUUUUUUUCUUCUUCUGUGGUUGGCAAAAGUAUAGUUUCAGGUGAUUGACAUUACUGAAAACUAUACACCAAGGUAGUAUCAUCCAAGUAUGAGAGCUGGUUUGGCAUUUUUAGAAGGAAAUGACAAUCAGACUGCCAUGUUGUAAAUAUGGCCAGAGGGCUGAAGCGAAGAAGGAAGAAACAUACCGGUAGAUGUAUUGACCCCUGGACAGUAAUUUGUGCUGUGUUGAUGUUCAUUUCUGUGCGUUUUGUGUUUUGUCGUCUUGCUGUGUAGAAAAAGAACAAUUAGCAAAGGCUCACGAACAAUGCCCAUUUUAAAGGGACAA
This is a messenger RNA of Sardina pilchardus (European sardine), 5309 nucleotides long. RefSeq names its product SON DNA and RNA binding protein a (gene sona). The record is from RefSeq and is a predicted model, not a curated record. The coding region runs from base 232 to 4068 and encodes 1278 amino acids. NCBI's taxonomy places the organism in Eukaryota, Metazoa, Chordata, Actinopteri, Clupeiformes, Clupeidae. The transcript is spliced from 8 exons. Gene Ontology annotation, biological process: regulation of cell cycle; regulation of mRNA splicing, via spliceosome. Gene Ontology annotation, molecular function: RNA binding.